This is a messenger RNA of Arabis nemorensis, 450 nucleotides long. The record is from the annotation of a GenBank genome assembly. NCBI's taxonomy places the organism in Eukaryota, Viridiplantae, Streptophyta, Magnoliopsida, Brassicales, Brassicaceae.
AUGGAGAUUUGCAAAUUUCUAGCCUUAGUCGUCGCCGUCGUGGCUCUCUUUUCCGGUCAGACAAAAGCACAACUAGGAGCAAGCACUCAGGUAAUGGCUUGCAUGCAAAGACUAUUGCCGUGUCAGCCGUACAUACACAAGGUGGACCCGCCGCCUCCACCGUCGUGUUGCGCCCCGAUGAAAGAAAUCGUGGAGAAAGAUGCACCGUGUCUAUGCACCGUUUUUAACAAUCCGGAGAUGCUUAAAACCCUAAACCUCACCAAAGAAAAUGCUCUUGAUCUUCCCAAAGCAUGUGGAGCUAAACCUGACGUUUCACUAUGCAACAACAAAACCGCUUCUUCUUCGCCUACUGCAUCGCCGGGAUCUACCAACGGGGGCUCUUCACUUCAAGCUAUCAGCUUCGACGGACUUAGCUUUGUGUCUGUUUUUGUGGCAAUGAUCUUCCUUUGA